UAGGGUUGAGCGACUGGUACUGAGCCCAGCUGGACUUUGGGUGAGGCCAUUCUGCCAUGAGGCUAGCUGUGUUCUUCUCGGGGGCAUUGCUGGGGCUACUAGCAGCCCAAGAGACAGGGAAUGACUGUCCUCGCAAAAAAUCUGCCACUCUGCUGCCAUCCUUCACGGUGACACCUACAGCUACAGAAAGCCCUGGGACAACCAGCCACAGGACAACCAAGAGCCACAAUACCACCAUUCACAGCACCACCAGCCGUGGAUCCUCAACUGCCACUCACAAUCCUGCCACCACCACCAGCAGUCAUGGGAAUGCCACAGUUCAUCCCACAACAAGCAAUAGCACUGCUACUAGCCCGGGAUUCUCCACCAGUUCCCCCCACCCGGGACCACCUCCACCCUCACCAAGUCCUAUCCCAGGCUCCAAGAAGGCUAUAGGAAACUAUACGUGGGUUAAUGGUUCCCAGCCCUGCGUCCAGCUCCAAGCCCAGAUUCAGAUUCGAAUCCUGUACCCGACCCAGGGAGGAGGAGAGGCCUGGGGCAUCUCCGUACUAAACCCAAACAAAACCAAGCCCCAGGGGGGCUGUGAGGGUGCCCAUCCCCACCUGCUUCUCGCAUUCCCCUAUGGACAGCUCAGCUUUGGAUUCCAGCAGGACCUACAGCAGAGAACUGUCUAUCUGAACUACAUGGCUGUGGAGUACAAUGUGUCCUUCCCCCACGCAGCACAAUGGAUGUUCUCAGCUCAGAAUUCAUCUCUUCGAGAUCUCCAAGCGCCCUUGGGCCAUAGCUUCAGUUGCAGAAACUCGAGCAUCACUCUUUCACCAGCUUUCCACCUUGAUCUCCUCUUCCUGAGACUACAGGCUGCUCAGCUGCCCCACACAGGGGUCUUUGGACCAAGUUUCUCUUGCCCCAGUGACCAAUUCAUCUUGCUGCCUCUCAUCAUUGGCCUGAUCCUCCUUGGCCUCCUCGCCCUGGUGCUUGUUGCCUUCUGCAUCAUCCGGAGACGGCCAUCCACCUACCAGCCCCUCUGAUCAUUUGCCCAAACCCCCAGGGCACCAGGAGUACCUCCAUUUCUUCGCGAUGCAAUUGACUCAAAGACAAAGUUAUCUUCCUUCCUUGUCUUUCUUAAAGAACAAAAACAGAUAAUGCAAUUGGAAGGAGGGGAGAGAUUUUUAUUAAAUGUGACAGACUCCCCCAUCUCCAUCCCCAGUAGGAGAGUAGUAAAACCUACUCAAAUCUUUGUCCUAAGUUUCCCUUGUC
Messenger RNA from Cynocephalus volans (Philippine flying lemur), 1257 nucleotides. RefSeq names its product CD68 molecule (gene CD68). Gene Ontology annotation, biological process: establishment of protein localization to organelle. Lineage: Eukaryota; Metazoa; Chordata; Mammalia; Dermoptera; Cynocephalidae. Bases 57 to 1028 code for a protein of 323 amino acids. The record is from RefSeq and is a predicted model, not a curated record. Gene Ontology annotation, cellular component: late endosome membrane; lysosomal membrane; plasma membrane. The transcript has 6 exons.